AUGUUUCAAAAGUUUGAGCAAGAACUAAUACAAAGUACAACAUGUUUCCCAGAGCUCAAAACAGAGGAUGCUUCUAAAGUUGUCUUUAAUGCGAGCGAAAGGAAAAAUUGGGAAACAAGAGUGGCAGAAGUCGUAUAUGUCAAAGAUUCUGACCACGCAUCGUGUAGCUGUAAAAGAUUUGAAUUUGUUGGAAUUAUUUGCAAGCACAUCCUAGCAUUGUUCAGAAGGGACCAGAUUGAAUAUAUGCCCGAUAAAUAUAUUUUGAAGAGGUGGAAGAAAACUGCGAAAUCUGGAUUGGUGUCAGAUGCAAAUGGCAACGAAAUUAAAGACUCUGCAGAUCCUGGUCUUUUAAUAAAGCGGAGUACAAUGUCUCGACUUGCUUCAGAUGUGGUUGAGGAUGCAUUAAUGGGUGAAGAAGGAUGUGAGCUACUGUCAGAGACUCUAAAAAGUUUGCAGGUGAAGUUGAAGUUGUUGAAGGAUGGACCAAGUAAUAAUGAAGUUGGAGGGUCCAGCUCUCAAACACAAUAUAUGAAAGACCCUAAGAGAGUGAGGACAUCACCAUCGAACAAUGACGAAUCAACUCCAAUAGAUCGUAGUGACCCAUUAUUCGACGAAUUUGACAGGAUGCACGGACCAACUGAAUGA
Prunus persica (peach) is the source of this 645-nucleotide messenger RNA. Its product is annotated as protein FAR1-RELATED SEQUENCE 5-like. Bases 1 to 645 code for a protein of 214 amino acids. The record is from RefSeq and is a predicted model, not a curated record. The transcript has 2 exons. Gene Ontology annotation, molecular function: zinc ion binding. Gene Ontology annotation, biological process: regulation of DNA-templated transcription. NCBI's taxonomy places the organism in Eukaryota, Viridiplantae, Streptophyta, Magnoliopsida, Rosales, Rosaceae.